This is a messenger RNA of Mytilus trossulus (common blue mussel), 1779 nucleotides long. RefSeq lists its product as uncharacterized. Lineage: Eukaryota; Metazoa; Mollusca; Bivalvia; Mytilida; Mytilidae. The record is from RefSeq and is a predicted model, not a curated record. The transcript is spliced from 2 exons. Bases 176 to 1555 code for a protein of 459 amino acids.
AAUAUAUCUUAAUAUUAUGACAAAGAAAAUUCCACAUUUCAGUGCUUUGGUAAAGAAAACAGUUCAGAUAUAUAUUUGAAAGUCGAUUUGAUACGGGUACAUAUUCAGCAUAAACGGUUGAAAGCACAUCUAAUGUGUAUUCAAACUAGUAUAGGUGUAAAUUAAGGGAACGCACAUGCAGUUUAUCAGAAUGACAUCGACAAAAGAGUUAUUAAGAACUGGUUUCCAUAGAAUCUGGAGACCACAUAGUGGAAAGUUGAGCAAUUUAACAGAUAUACCAGGAGAACAACAGUAUAUGGAGUGCGGUAACUUAGCAACCGUUAUGCAUCUCGAUACAUCACUCGAGUGCUUUAGAAAUGAAAAAUUAGAAGCAAAAACAUAUAAAGAGUUUUCAGUUCUUGAAUCACAAGAUAUUAAUGCUGUGUGUUUUUACUGCGACGGUGCAAAUUCCGAAAAUGAAGAUUUCAACAAAAAUACUUUUUACGAUAAGUCCUUGCACGGAGGUGUCAAGUUUAUGGUUGACGCCAAAUAUAUGAUGAACGAGGUCUCAAACUGGAAUAUUUAUUUCAUUGAAGUAAUUGACAUGGAUUUAUAUUCUGUUGCAAGACUUUUAAUUACUACUGCGCAAUACGAAACUUUUCAUAAACUUGAUAUCUAUACUAAAAAUGCUCCUUUGUAUCAAGACAAAAAUAAACUAUACUGCUUAUCUUGUCAUGAGAACUAUAAUGGGAAGAUAGUAAAAUAUCUUGUUGAAAUAAUAAUUGAAGACGAGGUGUUGACAAAAAUUAAAUUUUGGAACGAAUUGACUGUUUCCGCCAUUAAGCACGAGGGAAAUCGACGAUUCAAAUGUAAACGAGUGUUAGAUCGAGAGAGGAGUAUGUGCAUGCUUGUGUCUAAAGAAGACUGCUUGGCAGGCAUAAUUGCAUGGAUGGUAGUACGUAAACGUCUCAAUGUUUAUAACAAAUUUGAUUAUGCUACAAAACGUCGCUUGUCAGCCGUGCAUUCAGUAAUAAAGACUAAAUAUCCUUCCAGAAUUCAAGUAUCAGAUGACGAUGAUUCACAGAUGAGUAUUAGUGAUAUUGAAUGUGAGAGUGAGAAUAGUAGUAUAAGUACAGACAAUAGUCUACAUUUUGAUUUGGAUACUAAACUAAAUGCUGUUUGUGAUUACAUAGCAAACACGUUUUAUUUCUCCGAUAGUUCAAUAGAUGUAACAUCGCUGCAGUGUGCUCUCGAAAAUUGUGAUUUGAAUGUAACUUUUCCCACAAAGACUGAAAUAAUGGCAUGUUUAGUUUUAGUUCUAAAGUCUGUUAAUGAUCCUCUUUUAUUAUACGAAGAAAAAAAUAGGCGGAAAAUACUAUUAGGUAUGAUUCCGUGUGUAAGGUUCGUUAAACAAAAGUAUCAAUCACUUUCAGAAUGCAAACACAAAUGGUGUGUACAUGACGAUUAUAUAAAAUGCCCGGAUGUUGAACGCACGCUUUAUGGAUACCUUUUGUACACUUUAGAACGAUGGCAAAACGAAGACCAUCAGAUUUAUAUAAUAGAAAGCAAGACAUAAUAUAUAUAUAUAAUGCUAAAUUGAUUAUUUCAAAACUGUCGUGUAAAUAUAUAUAUAUAUACCAUAAUGUGAUUCAAACAAAUUUUACAUGACUUUUUGUAAACAUCUGAAUUAAUUGUUGUUGUUGCUACGACAGCAAGAAAGUUUUUAAAAGUAAAUGUUUUAAACUAUCAAUCAUUACACUAUCUACAUUCAAUGUUUACAAUAAACGGGAAAUAAUUCCU